This is a messenger RNA of Spinacia oleracea (spinach), 549 nucleotides long. RefSeq lists its product as uncharacterized. The transcript has 2 exons. NCBI's taxonomy places the organism in Eukaryota, Viridiplantae, Streptophyta, Magnoliopsida, Caryophyllales, Amaranthaceae. Bases 1 to 549 code for a protein of 182 amino acids. The record is from RefSeq and is a predicted model, not a curated record.
AUGGUGGAUUCGCCGGACUUCCCACCACCUGCACUACCCAAUCACCGGAAGAAGAGGCUUGUAUUUCUGGGACAUAUUUCCUUCACUUGGAAGUUUGAUAAUGAUGUUACCUACCGGGGUCGGGAUAAUGUAAUGAUGUUUGCUUGGGGUACACAUAAAAUUGCUAUGGCACCUGUUUUGCAUUUUGUAAAGAGUCCAGGGGGAAAGAAGUCUAGUUUCUUGAUAAUGACGUAUAAUGAUAAGGAACUUGAUGAUGUCGUCAAGGAAUCUGAUUAUUUUUUUCCAGUAGUGAUUAAGGGCUUGUUCAGUGCGAGUAAGGAAGAAACACCCAUUCCUGGAGUAGUGCUGGAAAUCUUAGAGGAUUACAAAGAAUUGAUUGCUGAUGAGCUCCCUAAUGACUUGCCUCCUAUGCGAGACAUUCAACACCAGAUCGACCUGAUUCCAGGUUUGAGCUUACCCAACCUUCCCCAUUAUCGAAUGAUCCCUGAGGAGAAUAAAAUUUUAAGGGAACAUAUUGAAGAUUUGUUGAAGAAAGGGUUCAUCCGUUAG